Messenger RNA from Caenorhabditis briggsae, 846 nucleotides. The coding region runs from base 1 to 846 and encodes 281 amino acids. The record is from RefSeq and is a predicted model, not a curated record. Lineage: Eukaryota; Metazoa; Nematoda; Chromadorea; Rhabditida; Rhabditidae. The transcript has 2 exons.
AUGAGUUCAGUUCAGAAUACCAGAGAACGGGUGCCACGGGAAUCAAAGGAAUCGCGGGAACGCCGUGAACAUAGGGAGCGUCGGGAGCAUCGGGAGCAUCGCGAACACAGAUCUGGAUCCGCCAGAAAAGAGAGGAAGAGCAAGGAUCAGGAGAAACGUUCAUCAUCUGUCGUUCUUCGCAAACGUGGUGUCGUAUCAACGCAGAAGCUUGUCGAGGUGCAAGAACGACCAGGACAAGAGAUUCUUAUGGAAGGAAUCGACGGCUACAAUCACAGCUGGCAGAUCGUCCAACGAUCUGUCGAUGUUCUCAUGACAGAGUCGCUGAUUCCAGUGCCAAAAGCCACCAUCAAGAAUCGAGAGCCAAGACACUUGCCAAAGCGUCGCAUCGGCGUCAACCUUCGUCGCGAUGUGCUUCUCAACAAUUUGAUCGUCAGGACCCAAAAGUUCCAGUUGGAGUAUGAGAAGGAGAAUGAAGGCAAAUUCCUUCGUCAAGUGAUCAUCGACUACCCAACCGAGAAUCAAAAGCCACGCAAGGAGCGUCACUACGACUUCUGGCCAUUCUUCGAGCAGCUCCCAAAUGUGGUCGAGAAGAAGGUUGUUGCUCCAAUCAAGUCCAAAAUCGUCGAGGAGGAACCUAUCGCCACUCUUGAGUUCGCCUCCAACAACGAUAUCGACAUGGGAGAGGAGUGCAAGGAGAACAUGAUCUUUCUGCCAGCUCCACUCAGCGACGACAUCACCAAGGAGAUUGCCGCGUUGUUCCCAGCUGAGAAACCAGUCGGCCCAUCGCUUCACAAAAACUUCUACAACCGCUACAUGCGCAAGGGACCAUUCUCCAAGAUGUUCUAG